GAAUUGGGGAGGGGGGGGUGGUUGGGAGCGUUAAGGGGCAGAGGUGAUCACAACAGUAUGAAAAGGGAAGGGGCAAUACUUGUGAAGAUUCCAGAUAGCAUGGCGAGGGGUGGGGUAAGUGGAGGCAAAAGCAGGUGCUCAGUUCAGUUUAUCGGGGAUGAUACCAAGAGCCCAAGAGGUGAAUCUAGUGGAUACGGAGAAGUCCGAUUGAGCGUGAGGAGGCAUUGAAUGAAUUGAGGGGGAAAAGUGGACUCAGAGGAGGGGCGAAAAUCUUAAUUUGAUUGGCAGAGGGAGAUGUGGGAAAGACCAGCGCACAGGUGAUCUCGCCGUCAGCUGCACCCACUGCUGGCCUCAGUAACAGUGGAGAUCUGUAAAUGCUCAUUUUUGCCUCCGGCGGAGAGAGUGACUGAAAGCAUUGCUUCACCCAGAACACUGAAAGACUCCAAAACAAAUACGCAGUAUUUCCUGGAACUGCCUGGCUUAUCGCCGGGCCGAAGUUGAGCUAUCCACACCAGUAGAAAGUGCACAUUCCUGAUGAAGGAGCAGCAAUGUUGCCCAAGGGCAGUCAGACCACAGCCUGCCUUCAAGUUUCUCUUGGCGUCUAACGUGUGCUGUUCAUCAAAAAGUCACCGUUUGCCGCUAAGUAAUAAUUGCUGACUCCGUGUGACAGUAAUGAGGAGCAGUUCAACUUUCCACAAUAAAACAAAACUCUUGCAAGGCUAUAAUAAGUCACAGGAAACCGUCAGGUAGAGGAGGCGUGGUGGACAGACACGGAGCGCAGAUCCCCAGGAAUGCCAAAUCUCAGCCAGUAGGCAACUUGGCAGCGACAAGGUCCACUCGGAAUCCGGAGUCCAGCCGCAGCCCACGAUGUUUCACAGCCUCCAUGUUUGCUGUAUUUUUCUCGCACUGGUCUCGGUACAUGCCCAGAAUGAUGAAACUAAAGGGCAUUCUAGGAGAGGUUUGCAACCCUGGCUUACAGGGAUCAUUGCAGUGGUUGUGUUCCUAUGCCUGUGCCUGAUUGGAUUUAUAGUGAAUAAACUCUGGUGCAAAGAUUCUGAGGUUAGUAAUCGUCUGGAAUCUGCAGCCCCAGAAGCUGAUUAUGUAAACACCAAUGGAACCCAGAUUACAGAAACCCUGACUUUAAAAGAUGUGAGAUCAAGUGAACAUCCAAGUGCCUAUGAAAAUACAUAUGAGAUCAUCAAUGAUGAAUCACCAAAGAUAACUAUAACUGCAAUGUAAUAUUGUUAAUGAAAUAAUGUUUUUCAGAAGAUCUGUUUAAAGUAAUGGGUUAAUUUCAUAUGAUCCAAUGAUGUACAGCACAUUUUCUUCUUUUGUUUCGAAUAUAUAAAUAGAAUAUGUAUUGCAGGGAAAUUUUAAUGCCUAUGAUUUUUUUAAGCUUCACUUUUCAAUCUGAAUGCUUCACAUAUCUGAUAUUUUAUCAGUUCUUUGAAUGUAUCUUUAUGUAAAGAUUUUAUUAUAUUUUAUUCUCUGUGUCGAGAGGUAAGCAGAUGACCUGUUGGAGAUAUGUAGGAUGACUUCAAUACUGUUCAACCUACGCACACUGGCUCUUGCAAAAACAAUCAAGCAUUGAACAGUUAGAGGAGCCAUUGGACCAGGCCUGACCACUGUUGCAAGUAGGCAGUGUGUUCCUAAAUCUCCAUCAGUCCUACUGUGAAACCGGCCACUAGGAGGUGCAAAGACACAGCUCAAAGUGACUUCACUCUUUCUUUGUGAUGAGAUAGAAACCAGCUUUAAAGUAUUUCAGUGUACAAGGUGCUUGUAAUUUAGAAUCAUAUCGGUAAUAAUAAUCUACUUCAAUUUGUAACUGGAAUGAUAGCAAUAAUUUUUUCUGUGCUUUAGUUUUACUCUGAAAAGAUGUUUGCCAGUAACCUUCAUAGUGACUUCAAAUGAGCUGGAAGUAAAUCUGGAAAAAAAUAA
Messenger RNA from Pristis pectinata (smalltooth sawfish), 1938 nucleotides. It is a transcript of the gene pdzk1ip1, whose product is annotated as PDZK1 interacting protein 1. The transcript is spliced from 4 exons. Bases 868 to 1239 code for a protein of 123 amino acids. Lineage: Eukaryota; Metazoa; Chordata; Chondrichthyes; Rhinopristiformes; Pristidae. The record is from RefSeq and is a predicted model, not a curated record.